Diabrotica virgifera virgifera (western corn rootworm) is the source of this 3030-nucleotide messenger RNA. RefSeq lists its product as uncharacterized. The coding region runs from base 472 to 2955 and encodes 827 amino acids. The record is from RefSeq and is a predicted model, not a curated record. The transcript is spliced from 2 exons. NCBI's taxonomy places the organism in Eukaryota, Metazoa, Arthropoda, Insecta, Coleoptera, Chrysomelidae.
UUGUGGGUCAUGACCUUUUGGUUAAUUAACAUUGAAAAUCGACUACCUUUUUCUCUACUGUCAAUGUCACUUCAAACAGUUCCUUAGACAUUAGUGUCACUUUAUAGUCAAAGUUGGCCUGAGAUGGUUGAUUGAGGUUUUGGUAGGGUUUCACCAUGUUCCCAUAGGCAAUAUCCUGUAACAUCGGCGUUUAGCCUGUUUAAUAUUAUUUUUAAAUAAUGUAAAUUGAAUUUUAAAUUCAACCAUUGUUUGGUUCUGGGGCUGUUUAGCAAGUAUGCACAUUCACUGAUGAUGGACCGAUAGGUCUGAAAACGUUCUGAAUUGGACAUUUUUAUUCAAUCCAUUGGGAUUUUUAAGUUUUAAUAAAUAUACCAAUUUACAUAGAAGUGGUUUUACUUCUUGUUAGAGUUUUUUAACUAUAUGGUAUACAGCCAACCUAGGGAACCUCCCUUUUAGUUUAUAUAUGACAGUAUGGUCAACUUGGCGCUACAAUACUUGCGAUUAGCCACACAACGGAGCAACAUAAAGCUGGACAUAUGGUUCAUUUCAAGAUGUUUACAUCAUAAAGUCUUCCCAACAUUUUGUAGAGUUAGAACAUCCAAUAAUGUACAUCCUAACAUCAGGACCUCCAUGCAGAUUAAACUCAUGAAGAAAGAGAUUUGUAAACAUUACAGUAAACUCAACUACAUAGAAUGUAAGCUAAAGGUAACAUAUGAUUCUCUACUUGAAACUUUACAAUUUAUUAAUCUUAAUUCUUUUAUGUCAGACGUUCAGGAUAAGGUAGAUCAUUCACAUUCAGUUAAAUUUAAUAGAGUCAAUAAUAAAUUAAAACACUUAAUCAACAAUAAGAUUAGACUUGAUCAACAAAAAGCUUCUCGUAAUAAAAAUUAUUCCAAUUUUCGAUUCCACCCAAGAAUCAAAAAUCUCUCAAAAGUCCAAUUUUCUGAUGACGAAUUAAAACUCUUAAACCUCGGCCUCAAACACUCCAUUCCUAGCAAUUUAUCUAUCAAAGAUCUUGAGAGUCUUUCCAUAGAGACCGACAUGGUUAUUCAGAAUCUUUCCAUUUCACUCACACAAAAAACUUCAAUCAGAAACUCUUGCAUCCAAACUAUCAACAAAUUCAAAACUAAACUUCUUUCCAACAAUAACUCCUCUCUUACCAACAUCAGUUCCCCUUCUACUUCUACACAAACUUCUUCAUCUCUCUCUUUUCCCAAUUUCUCAUAUAAUAAGUCUAAAUCCCUUCUCUCCACACUCAAAUCUAUCAAAAAUAAGAUCCAAAACCACCACCUCAUCUUCAGCAAAGCAGAUAAGGGUAACUGCCUUGUUAUUUUAGACCAACAAUUAUACAUUGACAAAGUCACCUCUUUCCUAGACAACAAUAACUUUACUUUGCUUCCUGUUGAUCCCUCUAAAUCUUUUGUUUCGAAGAUGAAAACCAACUUAAAGCAAUUUACUGAAUUCUUUUCUGAAUUUGAAGCACCAUAUACUAAAAUUCCAUCAAAUCCACUCACCCCCAGGUUAUACGGUUUACCAAAGAUACACAAAGUUGACAUUCCUAUUCGUCCCGUUGUCAGCUUCAUUAACACUCCAGUUUCUAUUUUAUCUAAAUUCAUUCUUAACACCAUUAAAAACUUUAUUAACUUUACCCCACAGUUUACUAUUUUGAAUUCUCGCCAAUUAGUUGAAAAACUUCAACUUGUCAAUCUUAAUCCAAAUAUUGUUAUGCUUUCUUUUGAUGUUAGCAAUUUAUUUACUUCAGUACCAAAAAAUGAAUCGAUUAGUCUGGUUAAUUCACUCCUCUUAAAUAAUUCUGUCACUUCCACCACCACUUCGUCUAUUAUAAACAUUCUCAAAAUUUGUCUAUCUCAAGAUUACUUUGUUUUUAAUAACAACUUUUAUCAACAACCUGACGGUUUAGCAAUGGGUAGUUGCUUAUCCCCUUUCUUAGCUGAUGUUUUUAUGGAUCACUUAGAAUCCAACUAUAUCAUAAAAAAUCCAGAGAUCUUACACUGGUUCCGUUAUGUUGAUGACAUUUUAGUCCUCAUUUCUGGUAACUCUGAUUCAGCUCACAACUUACUUCACAAAAUAAAUCAAAUCCAUCCUAAUAUCACCUUUACCAUGGAACUAGAAUCUUCUAACUCCAUUAACUUUCUGGAUUUAUCUAUUACCAGACUACAUGACCACUUCAACUUUGGUAUCUACCGUAAACCAACACAGACAGAUCAUGUUAUCCAUUCUACUUCUAAUCACCCUUUAUCAUAUAAACUCUCUGCUUUUCGCAGUUUUAUACAUAGAUUAAACUCUAUUCCUUUAUCCGUAACUGAAUUCAACAAAGAGUUGAAUAUUAUCAAACAGAUUGCAGUCAACAAUGGUUAUGACCCAGACAUUAUCACUAAACUUCAACAAAAAAGAGAACUCAAAUUACUACAACAAUCCGCUUUCUCUACAUCAUCCACAACUACUCCCAUCUAUGCCUCCUUACCAUUCAAUAACUCCAAAUUAUCUGAAAGAGUCAAACAUAUCAUUUCAAAUUCUUGUGACAACAUAAAAAUAUCUUUCAAAGUUAAUAACACUCUCAGCAAAAGUUUAACUAAUACCAAAGAUCCUAUCCAUUAUAUGAACCGGAGUGGGGUAUACAGACUCUCUUGUUCAGAUUGUGAUGCCACCUACAUCGGCAGAACUUACAGAUCCCUUUCUACCCGAUCUGCUGAACACAGCAAGAGAGAUACCACUUCUGCCUUUUCACACCAUUUAAAAGUCAAUAAACAUGAACUUAAGAUUCCUGAAGGUGUCCAGUUGAUACACAAUAUUCAACAAAACAAUACACUCCGUUUAGACUUAUACGAAGAUUUGGAGAUUGGCAAGGACAUGAAGAAGAGUCCCAACUGUGUCAAUAGACAAACAUCCCUUAACCGCAACUUUGUCCCCAUUCACCGCCAAUUAUUCUCAUAAUUCCUAUUUUUUCAACUUCCUCUUUUUAUCCUAUUCUUUCUCUUUCAACUUACUCUCUCGCCUUUUUCAAAAUUU